CCUGGCAGCCCUGCUGAGCAGACCUCUAACUUGUGGCUGCAGAUGUGCAGCAGAGGAUUAACCGAGCAAUCGGAGACUGAUGGGAAUCGCAGAGCGUCAUGAAAGAGGUUGACUCUGUGGGGGCAGACAAAGACGAUCAAUGGGUCGGUGAGGGUAAUGAAGAGGACGCUGCAAUGAGGCGAAGUUUCUCCGUGGAAGAUCUCCUCGACGAGGUGGAGAAGAUCUGUUACGAUGCGCCUGGGACUUCAAAGGUGGAGAUGGUGGUGAGGCUCUGGAAGGACGGCUUCACAGUCAACGACGGGGACUUUCGCAGCUACUCCGUACCAGAGAAUCAAGACUUCCUGGAUGCUAUAAAGAGGGGGGAGCUUCCCACGGAGUGGGAGAGCAGGGCGGAGGAGGAGGAGCUGGAGAUCAGCGUGGAGGACCUCACCGAGGAGAACUACGUGCCCAGGAAGAAGGCCUUUCACCCAUUCAGCGGCCGAGGCUAUCGGCUGGGCAGCGUGGCUCCCAGAGUAGUGGCCAGGUCACCAUCUGUGCACGAGGACGGAGAAUCUCCUCCGAUUCCCAUGGUAACACUAGACCACGCCCUGCCCGUCACCUCGCUGCAGAUCUGGUUGGCCGACGGCAGGAGACUGGUGCAGAGGUUUAACCUAUCCCAUCGGAUCACCGACGUUCAAGAUUUCGUGGCGCGCUGCCAGCGGAGCUGCCCGCCGUUCGUCCUGACCACGUCGCUCCCCGUCAGGGAGCUCACCGACCGGGAGUUGAGUCUGGAGGAGGCGGAUCUGGCCAACGCGGUCAUCGUUCAGAGACCCCUGAGCACACAGGCACCUUUUGGACACUCCUGACCAAACAGGGCUGCAUGAUUAUCCCAGCACGCCACGUCCACCCCCCCACACCCAUACACACACCCACACACACACACACACACAAACACACACACACCCUCACUCACUGCCUUUUAUGAUAACGUCUCAAGAUUUCGGUCUUUGUUUUGCAGUUCAUACAGCAGUGGAUGGUUAUUUCCUUUAACAGUCUGUGUGUGGGAUGUGAUAUUGGGCCUCAUGCAGGAAGCAAACCAUGAUGUUCUCUUAUUUUCUCUCCUGUCCAGAAUUUGUUUUUCAUCGCAGCCCUUUUUUUUUUUUUUUUUUAGCAGAAAUGUUCCACAACAGCGCUGUAAUGAGUUUUCUGUCCAUCCAGUGUGUGCAAACUGCCUCCUGUGACAGAGCAGCUGAGGAGUGUGUGUGUGUGCAUGCGUGUGCGUGCGUGUGUGUGGUUUUAGGCUCCCUGCUCGCACACAGACAUCUUACCUGCGUUGUGCCUUUUUGCAUCAGCACACAUUGAACAAAUCUAUCUGCCUCACUGCCAUUUCACACAAAUGGUGGCGCAUAAUAAAGGCACAGCAGUCCCCAAAAACCCUCCAUUUUUUUUUCUAAAUUUCAUCACUGUUCUUCUGGUUUUCGCAUCUGUUAUGUAAGAACAUCUAAAGAGUGGUGCUGAGCGCUCGGAUAAAUCUGUUUUCACUGCCCAGGAAGGAUUGUCAGAUGCACAAAACAUUAACCUUGAGUUUUUAGUAGCAUGUUACGAUGCAUGAAUAAUAAGAAUAGGAAUUUCAUAUCAUUUGAAUUUUAAUGUUAGUGGGCUUAACUCGUACUAUUAGUCCACUUAUACCUUUGGAUGGCAUCGCUUAUUUUGAGCUUUAAUUUUUUCUGGAUUUGGAAAUCCAGGCAUGCCACGGUAAAUGUGCAUUUGUUUUUUUUUUUCAGGUCUCUCUGAUUUAGCUGAACACGUCAGUUAUUCUGUGUCGAAUGUUAACACCAGCACUGACGCUCCAGAAGUCGGGUCUACUUAAAUAAUUAAGACCCGAGGCGACGUCUUAGUUUGUUCCUUUAUAAUAGUUAACAGCGUUUGUGUGUCUGCGGUGACAUUUCUAAAUGUUCCGCUCAUGUUUCAGUAUAAGAAACAUUGCAUUUACUUAAAGAGGGGCCUUUAAAAUCACAUCAAGUAGAAGAUAUUUAAAUCCCAAUUAGCCUGAGAUGAUAAUAUGCAUGCAAUAGGAAAAAAAUAUCUGAUAAACACUUUUAUUCGUCACAUCCCUCCAUCUGCAUGCUUGUGGAUGUUUCCUUCCACUACAACAGAAAAUUAGUAGAUAUUUAAGUGAAUGCUGCAGCACGAAGAACAUUCUCACUUUCUUAGGAUGCUGCUGAUGAGCUGUUUGUCCAUAUUUACUCUGUCUUCUCCCUCUGGAGCGCUGUGUUUACCUGCCAGCAGAGCUCCC
This is a messenger RNA of Salarias fasciatus (jewelled blenny), 2275 nucleotides long. It is a transcript of the gene ubxn2a, whose product is annotated as UBX domain protein 2A. Bases 99 to 845 code for a protein of 248 amino acids. Lineage: Eukaryota; Metazoa; Chordata; Actinopteri; Blenniiformes; Blenniidae. The record is from RefSeq and is a predicted model, not a curated record. Gene Ontology annotation, molecular function: ubiquitin binding. Gene Ontology annotation, biological process: nuclear membrane reassembly; Golgi organization; membrane fusion. The transcript is spliced from 7 exons. Gene Ontology annotation, cellular component: cytosol; nucleus.